UUCUUUUCUUUAUCAUUAUCAAAUAUUUAACGUUGAAUCUUUUCAUUCGCAUUUGACCGAAAAAAAAUCAAUUUUUCUCUCGAAUCGCAUGAAUACUUUUACCAACAUAAAUUUUAUGUUGAACAUUCGUACAAUUGAUCGAUCGUUGCUAUUUUUCACUACGAUCUGUUUGAAUCCAAGUUAAAUCCGGAUCGAAAAGAAAGAAAUAAAGGAACAUCUCUGAACAUGCAUCAAAGGAAAAAAAUUUCCGAAAAGAUCAACAGUGACAAACGUACAUCUGCAUCAUUGGGACAAAUUCUAAAAUAUGCAACAAAAUAUGACCAUUUAUUUAUAUUUAUUGGUAUUUUUGGUUCUACAUUGGCCGGUGUGAAUUGGCCAUUGUUGAACGUAACGUUUGGUAAAGUGGUCGGUGUGUUCGUACAAUUUGAACAUGAAAAUCCAAAUCAAACGGAAACCCAUGAUGAAACACGUGAUAAAUUCAUGUACAAUGUCUACUAUUGGUCAGGAUUGACAUUCAUUUCUUUCAUACUAUUUGUUGUUGGCAAUCUUCUCACUCUAUAUUCAUUUCAAUUAUUGGCCUUCAAUCUGGCGAACAAUAUAAAGCGACGAUAUUUUCAUUCAAUUAUCACGCAAGAGCUAGCAUGGCAUGAUCAACAUAAUUCCGGAGAGUUUGCAGCGAGAAUAGCCAGUGAUUUCAAAAAAUUCGAAAAUGGUUUUAACGAAAACCUUGGACUUUUGAUAUAUAAUGUUGUAGGUGCAGCAAUGAAUCUUAUUAUUGGAUUCUGGUAUGGUUGGAAACUAUCUUUGGCUAUCGUUGCUAUGGCUCCGUUGAUUGUUAUCACUUCGUUCGUUAUGACAAAGUUUCAAAGCCAUUAUACACAAAAAGAAUUGACAGAAUAUUCAUCGGCUAGUUCGGUGGCAGAGGAAGCCAUUUCAGCCAUUCGAACUGUCUUUGCUUUCAGUGGUCAAUAUAAAGAAUUGAAACGCUAUGAAACACGAUUACAUCCUGCCAUGGUGUAUGGAUUCAAAAGAAACAUUGUCAACGCUAUCGGAAAUUCGAUAAAUUGGGCUACAUUGUAUGUAAGCUUUGCGGUUGGUUUAUGGUACGGUGUAAAGUUAAUCAUAUCACCUACUGAUGUCUAUACAAUUGACGAUAUUGUCAUCAUAUUCUGGGGCAUAACCGGAUGUGGUUACAAUAUUGGCUACGCUGCACCAUUCUAUGAAUCAUUUCAGAUUGGCAAGACAUCGGCCAAAUCAAUCAUGGAUAUCCUCGAACGACGAUCAAAAAUUGAUUCUAUGCAUUCCCGAGGAAAAACUUUACGAACAAAUUUCAAAACUGAUAUAGAAUUCAAAAAUGUUUAUUUCGGCUAUCCAACAAGGCCAGAUAUCCGAAUUCUACAAGGCUUAAAUCUAAAAAUCAAAUGUGGCGAAAUCGUGGCACUCGUUGGAUUUUCUGGUUCUGGCAAAAGUACCAUUAUUCAGUUAAUUCAGCGUUAUUAUGAUCCAGAUAGUGGUGAAAUUCAGUUAGAUGGUGUAAAUACCCGUGAUAUUCAUACGGGUUGGCUUCGCGGACAAAUAGGUGUCGUCGGACAAGAACCAGUAUUGUUUGACACAUCAAUCGAAGAGAAUAUUCGUAUGGGUAUGCCAAUCGAUCAGAUGGACAAUGUAACCAUUGAAGAUAUUGAACAAGCCGCAAUCGCAGCUAAUGCACACGAAUUUAUCAGUAAAUUACCAGACAAAUAUAAGACAUAUGUUGGUGAUCGAGGUAAACAAUUAUCGGGUGGGCAAAAACAACGAAUCGCUAUUGCUCGUGCAUUGAUUUCUAAUCCAAAGAUUUUAUUAUUGGAUGAGGCAACAUCGGCAUUAGAUUUGGAAAGCGAGCACAUUGUACAAGAAGUAUUGAAUCAAGCUAGUAAAGGUCGAACGACCAUUAUUAUUGCUCAUCGAUUAUCAACCAUUAAAAAUGCAGAUCGUAUUCUGUUUAUUGAGCAAGGUCGUCUUGUUGAACAAGGAACACAUCAACAUUUGAUGAAACUUAAAAAUAAAUAUUUCAAUUUGGUCAUGGCUCAACAGAUAGAAACAAAUGAACCAGUUCUGCCAAAAAAACAGACAUUAUUAAAAUCACAAUCAUCAACCUUAGAACCGCUUACUCUACAACAGAAACGUCGAGCAACACAUUCACAAUUUGAGAUUUUAGCCUCUCCAAGUCGACCAAUACCAGUUUCUCGAACUCGAACAUUAACGUAUGAAAGUGUGAUCCGACCAAAAGCCGGAACAGUGGUUAGCGAAAAUGGAAGUGUUGCCGAUUGCUAUAAGGAUGAUGAAGAGAUAACCAAAGAAGAUUUAGAAAAUUUAAAACGUAACAAAUUCCCACAUAUGCGUCUUAUAAAACUUAUUUGGAUGGAUAAAUUCUAUUUCAUAAUAGCAUUCAUUGCAGCACUCCUUUAUGGUCUUUCUACGCCAAUCUAUGCAUUCAUCUUUGGUGAAUUUGUUUAUUUAUUUACGUUGUACGAUAUCAAGUCUCAAUCCGAUUACAUUCAAGAACAAACCAACAUCUAUGCCAUGUAUUUCCUAAUAUUAGCAACCUGUAUUCUCAUUUGUUGUAUCAUUCAAAUUUCAUUAUUUGGAAUAGUUGGAGAGAAACUUACUAAACGGCUUCGUAUAAUGGCAUAUUCGGCUAUUCUUCAACAGGAAGUUACCUUUUUUGAUAAUCCAGAAAAUAGUGCCGGUGCUUUAUGUAGUCGUUUAGCAAAUGACGCUGCCAACGUUCAAGGAGCCACUGGUCUGCGUGUUUCGAUGAUUUGUCAAGCAGUAUCUACAUUGAUCGUAUCAGUGGUCAUGGGAUUUAUGUGUAAUUGGCGUCUAUCACUUUUAUCGAUGACAUUAUUACCAUUGAUUGCAUUUGCAUCGGUUAUUAGUAGUUCAGCUUAUUCAUCUCAAGCUGGUAAUGAAAAUGAAUCAUCUGAAAAAUCUUCGAAAAUUAUUAUUGAAGUAAUCAAUUCCAUUCGAACAGUGGUUUCACUACAUAAAGAACAAUAUUUUCUUGAUAAAUUUGAAGAUACAUUAAUGAAAAAUUAUCGAUCAUUUAAAUGGAAAUGUUUCAUCAAAGCAUUGAUGAUUUCGUUUGCAUUGGGUGUACAAUUUUUCGCAUACACUAUAGUUUUUCUAUAUGGAGGAUUUUUGAUCUCAAAAGGAUUGCUUGAUUCGGGAAAUUUUUUCAAAAUCGUCGAAUCUAUGAUCUGGGGUUCUGUUGUUGUUGGACAAAGUGCCGUGCUAUCAUCUGAUUAUACAAAAGCUAAAAUUGCUGCAUUGAACAUAUUCAAGAUGAUUGAUCGUAAACCCAUUAAAGAUCUGAUGCCAGCAUAUUUGAUGCAAGAAAAAUUUACAAAUCAAGGUCGAUCAGAUGGCAAAAUUUCUUUUCGUGGUGUUCAUUUUCAUUACCCAUUAAGACCAAAUUUACCGAUCUUGAAUGGGUUGUCGUUCAAAGCUUCCAAAGGUGAAAAAGUUAGUCUAGUCGGAGCUUCCGGUUGUGGUAAAUCGACAUCCAUACAAUUAUUGGAACGUUUCUAUGAUUGCAUACGUGGAAAAGUGUAUCUGGACGACAAGAACAUUUUGGAAUUGGAUGUUGAUUGGCUUCGAUCACAGAUGGCAUUAGUAUCACAGGAACCAGUACUUUUUAGUUAUAGCAUACGAGAUAAUAUUGCUUAUGGUGAUAAUUUCCGUGAAACAGUUCCAUUUGAUGAAAUAGUUCAUGCUGCUCAAAUGGCAAAUGUUCAUGAUUUCAUCAAAAAUUUGCCGCAAGGUUAUGAUACACCUGUAGGUUCAAAAGGUGCACAACUAUCCGGUGGUCAAAAACAACGUAUCGCUAUUGCUCGGGCUUUAGUUCGUGAUCCAUCCAUAUUAUUAUUGGAUGAAGCUACAUCGGCAUUGGAUACAGCUUCCGAACAGAUUGUUCAGGAUGCGUUGAAUCAAGCAUCAAAAGAUCGCACUUGUUUAGUUAUCGCACAUCGUUUAAAAACAAUUGUUAAUUCGGAUAAAAUUAUUGUCAUUGAUCGUGGCCAAAAUGUAGAAGAAGGCACUCAUGAUGAAUUGAUAGUAUUGAAAAAAAAGUAUUGGAAACUUUAUAAUAGUGGCGACUCUUCGACGUCAUAAUCAGAAUCAAUAUUUCAAUAACCAAAGAAUCGAUGUUGCAGCCAAUAUUAACCAAGAUUAUCAAAUUCAAUGUCAUUUGAUAAUCGAUCAUCGUCAGAUAAAUGUUGUUGUUCUAAUUGUCGUACGUAAAAAGAAAAUGAAUUAAUAAAAACAGAUAAAAAUUUAUUUCAAUUUA
This is a messenger RNA of Dermatophagoides farinae (American house dust mite), 4327 nucleotides long. Its product is annotated as ATP-dependent translocase ABCB1. Gene Ontology annotation, molecular function: ATP hydrolysis activity; ATP binding; ABC-type oligopeptide transporter activity. The record is from RefSeq and is a predicted model, not a curated record. Lineage: Eukaryota; Metazoa; Arthropoda; Arachnida; Sarcoptiformes; Pyroglyphidae. Gene Ontology annotation, cellular component: mitochondrial inner membrane. Gene Ontology annotation, biological process: oligopeptide export from mitochondrion.